AUGGAUGACAACACACCCAUGCCAGAGAGACUAGUAGAAUUCAAGUACGAUUUCACCACCGGUGGCGGCGGCGGAGUUGGUGGUAGUACCGGUGGGUCGAGCGAGGAAGCUGGUAGCGGCAUAGGCGGGUUCGUAAAAGAGCAAGAUCGACUACUUCCAAUAGCAAACGUAGGGAGAAUCAUGAAGCAAAUUCUUCCUCCAAAUGCCAAAAUCUCCAAAGAAGCCAAAGAAACUAUGCAAGAAUGCGUGUCUGAGUUCAUCAGCUUCGUCACGGGCGAGGCGUCCGAUAAGUGCCAUAAGGAGAAGAGGAAGACCGUCAAUGGCGAUGAUAUUUGCUGUGCCUUGGCUACGCUUGGGUUCGACGAUUAUGCCGAGCCUUUGAGGAGGUAUUUGAUUAGGUAUAGAGAAAUUGAAGGGGAAAGAGCUCAACAAAAUAAGGGUUGUUGCAAUAACAAUACUCAUGAUGCAUGAAACAACAUAAUUUUAAGGAUUUGGAGCUAAAAAAAACACAACUUUCCUCUUUUAAUCUCACUUUUUUCAAUUGGGUUAUGGUUUUUAUUUGAUUUUCUCACUUGAAAACUAAUGUGUUCUUAACUUU
Molecule: messenger RNA, 598 nt
Organism: Cucurbita pepo subsp. pepo (vegetable marrow)
Lineage: Eukaryota; Viridiplantae; Streptophyta; Magnoliopsida; Cucurbitales; Cucurbitaceae
Product: nuclear transcription factor Y subunit B-1
Biological process (GO): regulation of transcription by RNA polymerase II
Cellular component (GO): nucleus; CCAAT-binding factor complex
Molecular function (GO): RNA polymerase II cis-regulatory region sequence-specific DNA binding; DNA-binding transcription activator activity, RNA polymerase II-specific; protein heterodimerization activity
Source: RefSeq, a predicted model, not a curated record